AUGAAAAAACGAAAAGAAGAGUUUGACGACUAUUACGAUGUGUAUGAGGAGAACUGGACAAACGAUACAUUCGAGGAACUAGAAUAUACACAGAGCUUGGAAAAAAAUAUAAAAAAAAAAUUAAGUAAAGAAGAGUCAAAGCAAAGUAUAUUUUUCUGCACAGAUGAUAACACUAAAAUGAGUAAUGUAGAGGAAGCGCAGCUAAGAAGGAGCGAUUUAAAUUUAAUUAAUGAGUUAGAAACUUCCAAGGAGGAGAAGGGAGACCUCGAUUUAAAAUUUAGCAGAGUAAGCGAGAGGGGAGGUCUCCAUGGGAAUGGUCCAGAAAUGGGGUUAGGCCAAUCAGCCGACCAAAUGGAUGCAUACCCCCCCGAGAAUCACACAGAUGAUCAGCACUCCGAGGGCCAUACAUAUGACCACCACUCCGGGGACCAAGCGGAUGAUCGCAUCAGUGACAAACUAGGAGAAAGCAAAAAAACAGAUCAGGAGCUAUUUUUAUUUAAAGACAUUUACGAAGAGCUAGAAAAACGCCCAAACAAUGAAAAGGACAGUACUUACCCAUAUGAUGAUAACUUUUGCAAAGAAAAUGGCGAUGCACGAUUUUUGGAUAAAUUAGAAUUCACCAGCAGUAACAACGAAUCAGACAACGCAGAAGAUCGGUCAGGCAAUUUAUUUCAUAUGGAUAAGUCAUCCAUGGAUUUGUGGGAUAAAAUGAAUAGCAACGGUGCGGCAAGUUACGGGAAUGGCGUAGACUGCCUCGAUGGUGGCCCUUAUGGAGACUACGACAAUGGAGAUAGCGCCAAUUUUUCUAACGUAUGUGACAUUAGUCCCCAGAGGAGCGGGGCGUUUCUCCAUAGUGGGUAUAGCAUCUGUGAGGAUCACAAAGGAACUUCUCCAAACGGAAAGGAUGGUCACAUGCAUCAUAGUAACAGCAGUGCAGGCUGCUCUAUCAUGAAGAGUCGAACUGAUGAAUAUGGGGAGAAGUUCGACGCGCAGGCGGAUAGCCCCUUCUCUUCCUUUUUGAAGGAGCAAAUGGGAAUAAGCGAAUCGGAAGGGGGCAGCAAAGACAUGGGUUAUUUCAAAAGGGAUGGUAAUUCAUCAGGGGGGAGCGAGGAAAGGAACGAAGAAGACGCAGUGGGCCUCUCAAAUGGUGACAUGCCAGAAGAAAUGAACUCACCUUAUAGUAAUAGAAACAGAAAAGGUGUUGGAAAUUUUUCGUACCAAAGUAGAGACUCCCACCCGAGAGCAGACGAUGCGUACUCUGGGAAGAGUAUCAAACGAAGUGACACCUCUUUGGGCAACAACAAGGGUUAUGACAUCAGCAUGACGAAUAGCAACCUUAUCAGAGAGGAGUCUUUACACAACUCCCACGACUACAAUCUUUCAAAGGCGAGCAGCAGCUUAAGUUUAAGUAAACUUAAUGACAGUGCGAAAAAAAGCAAAAGAGUCGUUUUACGCAGUAGUGACAAUGACAUUAACGCCGAUUCAUUUGGAGUGAAUUCAAAGAGCAGAGUGAGGGGUUACCGUUCCCAUGGUGAAAGCAAACCAAAAGGAGUCAACAAAACAGGUAGUCGAACCUUUUCCGUGAGGGAUAACCGCGCCGAGAGCACCGAGAACACACCAGUUAGGAAAACAACCCACACAAGAAAAGACAGUGACGCUACUUCAGAAAUUAUGAACAACAAUUUGAAACUAAAAAACAACAGUAAGAAAAACGAGGGAAGAUGGAAAAAGGAGGAGAAGACCCCUCAAGAAGGCACCAACCUUAAGGGCUUUCAAAAAAGACGCACCAGUAGCGGCCAUAGCGGGAAAACAUCGAACAGUUUGGCCUCACCUAAAAAGAACACUCGUGGGUAUUCUUCAAACGAACUAAACAAAAGGGACGACUCUGCUCAUAGCAGCUCAGAUAGCAAUUUCAUUUUUGUCAACAAGAAAAGAACCAAGGGACAGGAAAAUGGAACUGUCACAUGCAACAGCAAUGACAGCACGGACAUUUGCGUCGACUUGAAUGAUGAAGAAUCGUGGGACGAAACGGACAGGGCAAACGAUAAAAAAGGGGACGCAAAGAAGAAAGGAAUCGUAGCGAUGAUAAAGGAUAGGUACAAGAAAAAGAAAAAGAAAGACGAAGCGGAGGAAGAAGGUGCUAUGGGAAGAAGGAGACACUCUAGCGAUAAAGGGGGUAGCAAAAAAGACGUGCCGCUUAAUCAUGAGGAGAUUACCGAACAAAGCAACAGUGACCAACUGAAGGAGCUAGGAAAGGAAUUAAACAACCAAAUAAAUAAACUAGAAAGGGAACAAGGUAAAGUUAAGAGGUUAGAAUAUGAGCUCAUUGCGAAAAGUGCAGAAAUAGAACUUGAGAGAGAAGAAAUGAAAAACAAAAUUGAAGAGGAAAAAAAAAUGAUGAUGAAAAAUAUGGAAGAAGAAAAAAAAAAGUGGAACAAAGAAAAAAAAAGAAUAGAAAGUGAAGUAGACAAACAGAGGACUAUCAUAAUGAGCAAAAGAAAACUAACCAACGAAGUGGCAAUGUUCAAAAAUAAAAUUAAAGAAUUGGAAGAAAAGCUGACAACGGAAAAGAGGCAGCACAAAAUAACUGUUGAGAAAUUGAGAAAACAGGUCGAAAGUCUAAAAAUUGAAAAUGAAAAGCUCAAAACGGAGUUAAAAAUUUCGGACGAAUAUAGAAGUAAGCUAGAAAAUUACCAGCAGAAAACCAUCAUGAAGUUAGCAACGAAUGUGGUUCAGGAGAAGAUGGUAAAAAAUGCCGAUGCGAAAAGUUUGCCUCAUUUUUCAGAUUGUUCAGGAAGUUCCACCCCAGUGAAGGGCAAGCCAAAGAGGGAAAGUGGAAAAGCGGAAAUCGAAUCUGAUUCGUUAUAUCAACAUAUCAGCAGAGAUGAUAAAACACUCCAUACAAAUUCACUACGAGAAAGCGACACCUCUGUAGUGGCAUCGAAAGAGAUAAAAGGGAAAAAAAAAAUUACUCUUAACGAUUUAUUUGUGCACAAAAAUGACAUGAAGAUUGGGCACAGCGCCGCAAAGGAUGAUGCGUCUAUAGAUAAAAAUUUAGAAAAAAUGAAAUUCCUAUUACAGAAAAAUAGAAAUGCCCCAAACAGGGACAAGGUAUACAACGAGGAAGACAGCAGUAGCCAUACUACGAAUGAACAUAAUAAAAUUUUUAGAAAGUAUUUUUUUGACCACUCCAGCAAAAUAAAUGACAAAUUAUCUUACAAUAGUGGCUUCACAAACGAGGAGGAAGAAAAAAGGGACCCCCACGAACAGCUCAGGAAGGCCUCCUUCCUAACGAACUACACCAAACAGGAUAAGCAAAAUGGGAGUGAUGAGAAGCAACGAGAUGAAAAGCAACGAAAUGCAGGGGUCCCACUGGGAAGAGUCCACGGAGAUGCACCCAUGAGCGUUUCAGCGGAAAGGUUGACGAACGAGUUGGGAAUCCAUACGAAGGGUGAUUACCCAGCCAAGGCGUCAAAAAAUGGAAAGGAGACCAUGCCAACAGAUAGAGCAAAAAAUGGCACAAGUAGCAACAUCCCCACGAAGAGUAACACACUGUUUAGACCUUAUGGGGGGGAAGGACCAUCCUCAUUAAACACACGCAGUGGUGAACUAAAAAGGAACAACAUCAUCGGACGAAACAGCAACGACGACAACGAGUUUGCAAAGAAUAACCUAGAGUCGAGAACCCGCUCGAAGAUAUCUCCAUCUAGAACAGACCACUUAAACCCAUUUGGCAAAAACUGGGAUUUCAUAAUAAAUUUCAAUUUUGACGAAUUAUUUAACAGCUGCGAAAAUGUGAUCGAAUCGAUAUUCUCGUCGACGAAGAAGAUGAAAUAUAGACAGGCAUUUGUCGAUGGCAAGGUGGAAACGUUAUUUGAAGAUGGCUUACGAAUCAUUGAGAAAAACAGAAACAAGAAAAUUGUGGACCCCACGAAUUUGACUAUUUAUCUGUACCCCAGUAAGGAUUACCGUGCGCAGUUGCCAAAUUCGUACACGCUAUUCCGCUUUGUAAACAAAGGCAUUUACCAAGUGAACAUACCGAAUAAAUGCCAACUGAAUAAGUAA
Molecule: messenger RNA, 4065 nt
Organism: Plasmodium cynomolgi strain B
Lineage: Eukaryota; Apicomplexa; Aconoidasida; Haemosporida; Plasmodiidae
Exons: 3
Coding region: 1-4065 (1354 amino acids)
Source: RefSeq, a predicted model, not a curated record